AUGAUUCCUAAGAAAAUAGUGCAUCAAUAUCCGCUCGUUGCAUUGCUAACAGGUCCCGAUAGUCGAUAUAAAGAUCUUUUAUUAAGAAAUACGGAACAACUGCAAGCGUCUGUAAACAAUGAUAAACAUUCAUUUUUCCAAGUUUAUGUCCGUAAGUUCGAAUGGCAGAGAAUAAAAUUCACUGUCGUUGGCUAUUUUCAAGGUUCAUUGAAUGCAAAACAACAAAAGCGCUUAUUAAAACAUCAGAGACAAGAUAAAUCUCUUUGCUUUACAUUUCCUAUUAGUUAUUCAUGUCCGAUAGCACUUCAAAAACCUUCGACAUCUCUCAUAAGUAGUCCAUCAUUACAUUCAUCUAUUUCCAGGCAAGUUUCAAAUUCAACGAGUCGUUUGAAGUCAGCUGUUAGUAUCUCAUUUGUCGAUGAAAAUACUAUUAACUCAUCAUUUCUUCAUCGUCCGUCCUUUACUCAAAUCCGUUCUUCGAAUGCGUGCGAAUCGUGUCAUCCAAGCUUGUCAAAUGGUAUAUGUUCAUGUAUUGUUCAGAGUUUGUUACAAUUAAAUAGUAAAAAAAAAGCUAAUAUUCUCGUUGAACUCAAUGACAUAUUUGAAAAUCUUACCAGUAACAAUAUAAUCACGUAA
Adineta ricciae is the source of this 636-nucleotide messenger RNA. The record is from the annotation of a GenBank genome assembly. NCBI's taxonomy places the organism in Eukaryota, Metazoa, Rotifera, Eurotatoria, Adinetida, Adinetidae.